AUGCACCGGCAUCGUAACUUCCCUCGAUGUAUGACAAAGGAGCGGCCAAGGGAAGCCGAGGACUAUGUGCAUAUUCUGGCAUGUAUCCUCUGCGGCGACCGCUUUGGGAACCCGGAAAUGCCCUGGCGACACUAUUUUCGCGCCCUUUAUCAAGCCUCGGAUUUGGUCGGAGUGUCCGAGAUCGGGCUAUGGAGUUCCCAUGUCCCUCUCAAGGUGCCCGCGGACCAGGAUGCAGAAUGGGACACCAUGGGGGAGGACUACGUCAUCCUGUCCGAUCUCUCAUGCUGGCCAAGAGAUCUGUUCCUCUUCCAUGAACUCUGCUGGCGGAGAUUGGUGAAGCAUAUCGCGACGGAUGACAUAGACUGCAGUGACCUCUACAUCGUGUUGAAGAGACUUCCAUCUCCAUCAAAACCUGGUCCUUCGGGCUAUUUUGGUAGCGACUUCGAGCGGUAUGAGACACCCCCGUUGAGAUACCUCCUUCAGUCUGAACGAGACCGACCCAGAUGCGCUGCCGAACUACAAACCACGCUGACCAGAAACUGCAAUCCGACUGAUGGUUUUAGACGACUUCCUCUCGAGAUAAUAGAGGCUCUUGGGGCACUUCUGUCUACUCGAGAUGUUCUCAACAGUCGCCUUGCAUCGCGAGCAAUGGGCCUGCUCUUUCACAGCCCCACGUUCUGGAAAACCUGGUUUGAGAUCAAUGGGGAGCGAGGGUUCCUAAAUUACCUUAUCAAGCGUGGCCGGAAAAUUGACUGGCGACUGCUGUUCCACAGUACGUGUACGAUGCGAUGCGGUCGUUCGUUUGAGUUGACUAUCCGGGCAUGGGAGAGCAAUCGGUGGGUAAGAGAUGCAUUACUAUGCAAGCCCAGGGUGCCGUUCAUGGACUUUGGUGGCAGAGCUCUGCAGCACUAUCAUAAUACUGCAUGGCCGGGGAUAUAUAGACGUUCCAUCAGCAUCCCGCCGGACUUGAUGAUAAUUGGGGUGUCAGUUUUGCAGGAAAUAGGGGACGAUCUGAUUUGUAUCAAAGGGUUAGAACUCAUCCGAGCAGAUGGGUCAAGCGUACUCCUUGGAUCGAAGAUUGCAGGAGCACAAGUGAUAAGUGAAGAUUUGCCUGAGCUUCUCGAUGCCCCAACCGGUUGGUUUGGAUCGUCCUACUCUUACGCAUACCCGGGAAUUCAGAUGCUCUUAAACGCACGAGGUCUGCAAGGCUUUUUUAUUUCGACCGCCAUAACCGGAGGGGUCGGUCGUUUGCAAUUGAUUCGGCGUGGCGGCUGGUCAGUACCAGUGGGCUAUAACUACGGUGAGGGAUUCACAAGCCAUGCACUCAUGCAAUUAGGCAUCCGGGGCUUUGGGAGCAACCAGAAGACGCGAGAAUGGGACCGGGAUGGGUACUACCCUCCAUACUGGACUUGA
Molecule: messenger RNA, 1413 nt
Organism: Aspergillus sclerotioniger CBS 115572
Lineage: Eukaryota; Fungi; Ascomycota; Eurotiomycetes; Eurotiales; Aspergillaceae
Exons: 4
Coding region: 1-1413 (470 amino acids)
Molecular function (GO): protein binding
Source: RefSeq, a predicted model, not a curated record